This is a messenger RNA of Mytilus californianus (California mussel), 2816 nucleotides long. RefSeq lists its product as uncharacterized. The coding region runs from base 58 to 2358 and encodes 766 amino acids. The record is from RefSeq and is a predicted model, not a curated record. Lineage: Eukaryota; Metazoa; Mollusca; Bivalvia; Mytilida; Mytilidae. The transcript has 3 exons.
CAAGGUGGUGUGGUGAGCAGAGGUUACGACUGUAAAUGUAUCUCCAUUAAAGACGUCAUGAACGGAAACUCCAGAAAUCAAGACAAUUCUGAUGAUGGAAAUCGUUUUGUCAUGAAGAAAACCACGUACUGGGAAAUAAACGGUGUAAAACGUUUUCCGUACCGUGGAAGGCGUAAAUAUACACCAUUACUUCACCAAUCUUUAGAUGGAGGAAUGAUUAUCUGGAACGACGUUUUUGGGCUAACAAUAAGACAGUUUGAACGAGUGUAUAAAGCUUGUUUAGAAAGAAGGAAAACAAAAGAACAGUGGAUACUGAACCUUAGAUAUCCUGACAAAUCUUCCAACGCAUAUCUGGAAUACUUAGAGAACUGUACAGAUUUUAAUAAAGGUCAUUUGCUUUGGUGGGAAAAUCACCAGAGGGAAAAAAACUUAUAUGAACACCUAGUAAAAACAGUUGGUACUGAAAUAGAUAUACGAACGAGACAACGACUUUUUAUCAUACAAGAUAUGAUCGUAAAUGCAUGUUUGAAUAAAACACAAAUAUCAAGUGGAAGUUUGGCGGAAGGACUUGAUUUACCAGGCAGUGACAUGGAUAUAAUGUUCGUUAACGAUUUCGCACACGUUAUACAUAAUAAAAGGAACAUCAAACACCCAAUACAUAAUAAUAUAUUUGUUAUGGAGACAGAUAUUGAUUAUCCAGGAUUUACUAAACUCCGAUUGGUAGCAAGACAUGAUAAGAAAUCAAUAAAAUUAACAUGUUUCAACUGUCCACCAGGUUCAUGUAGAGGUAAUUACUAUUUAGGAAUACAUCAAUUUCUUAAUGCAUUAGUGCAUCGGUAUCCUAAUCUGAAGGGAGUAAUACACGGUCCAUGUAUAUCAAAUAAAGAACAUACGAUUGAUAUAGCAGAAUGCCUACAUAGUAAAUAUCUACCUGACAACGCAAUUCCAUGGGCAUCCCGUCAUCGAUUGCAAUGGCCCCCUAAUUUUGUAAUUGACAAGAUCAUAAAUUACGGAUGUUUGUUAGUACCUAUAGGACCAAAGACUAUACCAAAUAAUUGUUAUUUAUGGAGAUUGUCUUUCUCUAUGGCAGAAAAAAUACUUGUACAUUCGUUUAAUUUUACUCAACUCUUAUGUUACGGUCUACUCAAAUUAUCAUUAAAGCGUAUAGUUAACACAAACGAUGACGCAAAAGAUUUACUAUGUUCUUACUUUCUUAAGACAGCUUUAUUCUGGGUUUCGGAGGAAGUUGAUAUUGACACAUUUCAAUUAACUAACUUAUAUUAUUGCUUUUCUCUUUGUCUUGAAAAAUUAAUAUCAUGGGUAAACACAUGUUACUGUCCGAACUAUUUUAUACCCGAACACAAUAUGUUCCUAGGAAAGAUCAAUCAGACUAAUAAUACUAUACUACUACAUGUACUUGAUAGUAUACAGUGUGGAGGGAUUGAUGGAUUGCUACAUAGUUUAUUUCCGCCUGACAAUGAAAAUCACCGUUUGUUAGGUACAUAUAGUGAAUCUACGUUCAUUCUGCUAGACUUUCUACUUUACAGAAAUACGUGUUACACGAUUGACACGAUAUCAAAAGACAUUUCAAGUUGUUAUAAAGCACUUUCAUGUAGUGAAUAUUUACUAAAGUCCGAAUCGUCUACGUUUAUUAUUGAUGUAUGUAAAUAUUAUAAAAAUAUUAUCAGUAAAGAAAUAGCAAACUUACUACCACCACCAAAUACAAUGGAUAACAACAUACGCAAAUGCUAUCAUAAACUUUUCAAACACAUUACCAAGAUAGAUGCUGUGUCGGGUUGGUUGUUAUAUGCAUCGGUUUAUUAUGUAACAAGACAGUUCAAUGUAACACUUAGAAUAACGGAUUAUGUUCUAUCAAAAUGGUCACCUUAUUUGAUGUUUAUAGACUCUGGGGUUAACAGUGACAUUCAGAAAAUUAAUUACAGACAGAAUGUACAUUCAUCAAUGACAUUAAAUGAAAAGCUGUCAAUAGCCACUGCGCAACAUGUCCAUUACCGUAAGCACACAUCAUUAAUACCAGAAGAACUACAGCUUGAGGUAGAAAGCGGAAUGAUGAACAUACUACCAGAUGUAAUGUCUCACUGCCUUAGAUUUUUAUGUUAUCAUCAUCUUGGUGAUAUAUCCAACCGACGACAAGCAUUACGUGAUUUAUAUAUAGCAGUGAAAUAUAAUUAUGUAUCAUUGAAUACAAUUUCAAAUGCAUUAACAAUACUUGGAGUAUGUUGUGAAAUAUCCGGGCAUAAAGACAUGGCCUAUCAGUGUUUUGAUGAAGCUAUGCAAUGUGAUGACUAUGUAUGUCCUUCAGCAGAAACAAGGCAAUCAAAACUUUUUGAGAUUUAACAUACACUUAUAGCAUCAACAGUAAAUAGAAACUGCUAUGUUAUAGUAUGUCAGCAGAUAAAGAUACCAAAUAUCUGUGUUACCUAGGGAGAUAUCUAAACUUGUAUCAUUUAAGUAAUAGAGUUUUGUUUAGCUUAUUUAUGCGCGGUGUGUUCCUUAAAUAUAACUUAUAACAAAAUACACGUAAUUGAUACAAAUAACAUGAAGACACAACUCCAUUUCUGAUUUAUAACUUCGUUGAUUAGUUUAUAAAUCAUUGAGAAACUAAGAAUGGAACUUCAUGUUAAGUUGAUUUUUAUACCCUGUGACUUGGAUGGAGAGUUGUCUCAUUGGCACUCAUACCACAUCUUCUUAUUUAUACUUAAAAGAUUUCUUUAAAACCAAUUUUUGUAAUAUUACCCCGGAUUAUUUCUUUUAUACAGAAUAUAGGUUUAUAAAUAAAUUUGAUAGAAAUGGAA